This is a messenger RNA of Amphibalanus amphitrite, 3578 nucleotides long. RefSeq lists its product as uncharacterized. The transcript has 4 exons. Gene Ontology annotation, cellular component: cytoplasm. Lineage: Eukaryota; Metazoa; Arthropoda; Thecostraca; Balanomorpha; Balanidae. The record is from RefSeq and is a predicted model, not a curated record. Bases 1791 to 3353 code for a protein of 520 amino acids. Gene Ontology annotation, biological process: rRNA base methylation. Gene Ontology annotation, molecular function: rRNA (uridine-N3-)-methyltransferase activity.
AAAUUCAAAUUGCAGCCGAUUGCAAACUUGCAGUGUGCGGGAAGCAUACAUUAAUUUUUAGAAAGAGGGCCGUGGGGUACAGGCGCUUAGUACCAAAAGCAUGGUAUUCUAUUAUAGAAGAUGUUAGAAGAUGCUCAACUACAUUUUGAUUUUUGAACUAUAUUAUAUUCAAGACAAAGUGGCUGCAAAAUGCAACCUAGACUGGAAUGCAGUCCUAGAGCUUGGCUAGAACUUUGAUUUCGUAGCAAGGGGUAUAUCAUGAUAUAGACUGUGCCGUAAAAUACCUCUCAGGUAGGUACAUCUGAGAAAUUGGACUGAUAUGAUUUUCAGGCUUUGCAUUCCAUUGGCUAGUUCUGACUUGAACCCUGGCUGGAUCCAGCUUGGACAUGUUGAUGUGCCCUGCUUGGAUCCUCGAUCCCGGAUCAUUGAUUCAGGAUGAAUCUUGAGUGAUUUUCUGGGCUGUGCUUUUUUCUGGACAAUUGGCAGCUGGCACCGUCUGGUGGCGCUAGCAGAGCUUGUUAUAUAUCAAUGCCAGAUACAAAUUAGGUUCUACUAAAUAUCCAUUUCUUAAUUUUACAGUGAGUGCCAUUUUGCGUGUUCAUGUCCAUCUCCUACCGUGUUUAUAUCAAUAAAUAACAGCUAUUGUACAUCGCCAGCUGGCCAGCCAGCUGAUUUUAUCCAGUUGUUAUUGAGGCCUGAUUUUCUCAGAACUGUAAACUCUGAAGGAAUGCAAAAUAAUGGUUCAUACUUCAUUGAGAGGUUUUUAUCAGCCAUGUUUUCCACCAUAAUUCCAGACUUGAAGACUGUCAAUCUCAGCCACCUCAGUUUUUGUGAUUGGUUGCUGCUCAGCUGCUGGGAUCCGUGCCAUGUCUGGUCACUAGGAUGUUGUGAAUCUAACCUAGCUGUAUUGAGCGUGAGAACUGAGAAUUCACGUCUGUUCACAAAUUGCCUUUUGACAAGCUGUUGGGCUAUGAUUGGAUGCCUCGGGCAGUUGGAAAUGAGGAUGCUUGGAACCGUCUGUAAGCUACACAUCUGACAGUAAAUGACGUGAAGAGGGUAAAUGAUCAGUAAGAUAGUAAGCUACACGUUUAACCCUCGUCCGUUUUGCCAGCCGCGAACAUAUAGGCGGUCUUUUGAACCCCCACCCCACCCCCUUGUCGUUUGGCCCCUGAUCGGGCUAGAGCUUCACGGAAAAAGCGAGCGUGUUGCCCGUGAUGAGAGGAAGCUGAUGAUACCUUAUUUUAUGGUCCUACAUAGGUCUUCGGUUGACCUUUCACGUCAGGUCAAAGACCCAAAAGUCGGGAAAGUCGGGACUUGUUAGAACGUCGUAGCAUGGAUUAUCCAUGGUCGGACGUAGUGUGACGGUUUCUGAAUGAGGGUUUUCGGGGUGCUGGUCAUCAUCAUGAUCAUGAAUUUUAUGCUAGUUUUGAUCACAGAUGAUGUUUUCAUGCACCAAAUCCUGACCACCAUGCGAUCAGAAAAUUCCUUACUGUCUGAAGAAUUUAGGAGCCACAUUGCCAGACGUGGUCCAGAUGACGUGUAGGGUCAGACUUGAUGACCUGACCAUUCCCCCCCUCCCCCAACUUGAAGGUCGCUCCGUAUACGCCUCUGCACAUAUGGAUGCAACAGAGGCACUAUUUGCCGUUCACCGGACCUGAAUCGCUACUGAGCAUAUGACGCCUAAGGACAAAUUGUCUGAACUAUGCCCACCUUUCCCUAUUUGCCAUGCUCAUAGCCCACCUAUCACCAUUAAUCCAGGUUGAUGAAUUGUUUGAUUUGUUUCAGAAACAAUGGGGUUUCCUAGCACUGGCAAGCAGUUAUACUUGGGAGAAGGAGACUUUUCUUUCACUCGAUCUCUCUGCGAGAAAGAUCAUCUCCCUAAAGGCGCCAUCGUUACUUGUUACAGUAAAGACCUAACUGAUGAAGCCUCAGACAACUCGGCCUAUCUACAAUCAACAGGCAUAACGGUGCUGACCGGAGUUGAUGCCACAAAGCUCGCUUCGUAUGAAGCAAUCAGUGGUAAUCGCUAUGAUUACAUCAUAUUCAAUUUUCCUCACACGGGUCACAAGAUGAAAAUUCACCUGUGCAGAGCGCUGUUGCGGGACUUUUUGGCAUCAGCAGCACCACUUCUAGCGGAUUCUGGCCAGGUCUGGGUGACGCUGUGCGCCGGCCAGGGCGGCACGGCCGGCGACUCGGUGCGCCGCGCCUGGUCCGACAGCUGGCAGCUGACGGCUCAGGCGGCCGCCGCCGGCCUCGUGCUGCGCCGACUGGAGCCGUUCCAGGCCCAACAGGUGCCCGGGUACCGGCCGACCGGGAACCGCGGCAGUCAGAGCCGCACCUUCCAUACCAGGGACGGUCUGAUCCACGUGCUGGAGGCCGGCCGGCCGCUGUGCCCGGACACCGUGCGCCGGCGGCUGCCGGGCGGACCGGCACGCCUGCUGCUGGACGGCACGCCGCUGCCGCUGGCCCAGUACUGGCUGCGCCGACUGCCGCCGGACGACAGCUCGCUGGCCGCUCACGUGGUGCGCCGGCUGGCGGCGGGCGCGACUCCCCGUCCCCGUGUGCUGGUGGAGCACGACGGUCGCUGUUACGGCGCCGGGCCGGCGGAGCUGAGUGACGCGGCGGCCGGCGGGGACCUCGUCUGCCGGUCGGACGGCGGCGGCUCUCCGGAGGAGGGUUCCGGUGCCGGACAGGACGUCCGUGUCACAUACACCGUACGGGACGGGGAGGUGGGCCCGACGGUGGCGGACGCGCCGCUGCGGACCCGACUGACCAUCAGUGGACCGGCCGACGCCGCGCCCGAGCCGCGACACGCGCUGGCCGCGUUCGGCCUGGUCUGUAAGAAGAGUCGCCAGGAGGACGGGCUGGAGCUGCGCGCCGGCUGCGGCUCCGGCUGGCUACCGGUGGCUCGAGUCCGGACGGGCGACACGGACAGCUCCACGGUGACGUUUGAUGUGGACGCUAUCACCGCGUGCUGGGUGCAGGAGGACGACUGGCGACACGCGGUGCGCUCCGACUUCACCGCCGACGGCACUGCGCUCCGCCUGCACAGUGUCUAUCCUCCGAGCUACUCGCUCGACAUGAGCUUCUGGGUGAGCGGCGGCGGUCCGUCGGACGCGCCCUUCUCGUGGUGCCGGCUGCGACGCGCGCUGCGGGCAGCGCUGGGUGAACUGCUGGUGCGGCUGGAACUGAUUGACGAGUACGAACAGCCGGACAGUGGACGGCGAGCGUGCACGGUGCGACUGGAGUACCAGGACCUGAGCGGGCCGCUGUCACACGGCGGCGUCCGACAUCUGCACGAACAGGUGCUGCCAGAGGUGCUCCGAGACGCGCUAGGUGUGGACACUCGGUGACAGAGUACGCCUCCAGGCAGAGAAUCGCUGCAGGAAUAAGGAACACUACUUUAUAAAUGUUUCGAAAAUACGACCAUCGUUAAAACUGACAUAUUCCAUGAUGACGCGUUUGUUAUCGUAAGUUAUCAAGAAGCUGUGAUAUAGUGUGUCGCUCAUCUUAUCGCUCUUAGUGUUCAGGGGGUUGUGAGUGGUAAUAAAAGGCUCAACAGCCGUCAGGCCGAUUAA